AUGAAAUUUCUCGUAGUAAUCUUUCUUACAAUCGUGGCAGUAGCUUCAGCCAAUGUAAGCAGUCAACCGCCUGCGGUUAUUGUUAAGCAGAGCCAAGAUAUUUCGGCUGAUGGAUCCUAUUCCUUCUCUUACGAAACUGAUAAUGGAAUUUAUCACUCUGAAAGUGGAACUCCCAUAGUUACUAAUGCAAGAAGUGCACCUGUCGUUGUUACUCAAGGAGAAUAUCAAUAUUAUGCACCCAAUGGUGCUCCGAUUAAAGUAAAAUAUGUUGCUGAUCAGAAUGGGUUCCAACCUGAGGGCGAACAUAUUCCUCUUAUUUCUGCAUCAAUCAAAAGAGCACUUGAAUAUAUUAGAACACAUCCACCACAACCUGAACAAUCUAAUCUGAAAUAA
Apis laboriosa (Himalayan honeybee) is the source of this 393-nucleotide messenger RNA. Its product is annotated as larval cuticle protein LCP-17-like. Gene Ontology annotation, molecular function: structural constituent of chitin-based larval cuticle. The record is from RefSeq and is a predicted model, not a curated record. The transcript is spliced from 2 exons. The coding region runs from base 1 to 393 and encodes 130 amino acids. Gene Ontology annotation, cellular component: chitin-based extracellular matrix. Lineage: Eukaryota; Metazoa; Arthropoda; Insecta; Hymenoptera; Apidae.